AUGGGCUCUCUCCCCGCUCCCCCGGCCAAGGCCGAGUACCAGAUCUUGGAGAAGCCGAGCCGCAGUGGCCGGAAGCUUCGCAUCGUGUGUCUCGGUGGCGGCGCCAGCGCCCUCAACCUUGCGCACGAGAUUGAUACUUGCAAGACACUCGACCUCGAGCUUGUAUGUUACGAGAAGAACCCGUCCAUCGGCGGCACUUGGUAUGAGAAUCGGUACCCGGGUUGCGGAUGUGAUAUCCCGUCGGUCAACUAUCAAUUCUCAUGGGCGCCGUCGCCCGACUGGACCCAAUUCUACUCGAGUGCUCCGGAGAUUCUGCAAUAUUUCAAAAAUGUAGCAGAGAAAUAUGACUUGAACAAAUACAUUCGCCUCAAUCACAAGGUCGUGGGCGCCUUUUGGGACGAGCACGACCAGAUGUGGACCAUCAAGAUCGAGAAGCAAGACGGCACCAUCAUUGAGGAUAAAGCACACGUCUUUGUGAAUGCCAGUGGCGUGUUGAACAAGUGGAAAUGGCCGGCCAUCAAAGGCAGAGAAACCUUCAAGGGAACCAUGCUCCACAGCGCCAACUGGGACAACAGCAUUGAUCUGAAGGGAAAACGCGUCGGAGUCAUUGGAUCCGGCUCUUCAGCGGUUCAAAUCGUUCCUAACAUCCAACCUAUUGUUGGGACCUUGACAUCUUUCAUCCGCAGCUCAUCAUGGGUUGUCGGUGGCUUCGGUCAGAGAUUUGCUGGAAAGAACGGUGGCAAUUUCAAAUACAGCGAAAAACAACAUGAAAUUUUCCGGAACGACCCAAAGAAAUACCUUGCGUACAGAAAAAAGAUAGAGUCCGAGCUAAACUCUCGUUUCCGCUUCAUUCUUAACGGAUCUAAAGAGCAACAAGACGCUAGAAACUUCGCAGAAAAGGACAUGCUUUCCAAGCUUGAAGGCAGACCGGACCUUGCAGACCUCAUAAUUCCCAAAGACUUUGCGGUCGGCUGUCGGAGACCAACACCCGGCAAUGGAUAUCUCGAAGCACUCUGCAAAGACAACGUGAAUGUGGUGUCAUCAAACAUUCAAGAGAUCACACCCAAGGGGAUCAAGACAUCAGAUGGCAAAGAGCAUGAGUUUGACAUAAUUGUCUGCGCCACGGGCUUCGACGUUAGCUGGCGCCCACACUAUCCUACCAUUGGCCGAAACGGCGUCAGCCUCAGCGAAUAUUGGAAAGAAACCCCCAACACAUAUCUGUCCAUGACUGUGGCCAACAUGCCCAACUACAUCAUCUUCAACGGCCCAUUCGGCCCGUACGGUCACGGAAGCUUCCUUCCCAUCACUGAAACCGUGGCCAGAUACGUGAUGCAGAUGCUGCACAAGAUGUCUGAAGAAGAAAUUGCAUCUUUUUGCCCAAAGCAGGAGGCUGUAAACGACUUCGUUGAACACCGCCGAAAGUUUCUUCCGCGCACUGCGUGGACUUCCCCGUGCCGAUCAUGGUUCAAGCAGGGCACGGUGGAUGGCGAGCCCAUGAUGUGGCCCGGAUCCCGCAUCCAGUUUUUCGAGACCAUCGGGACACCUCGGUGGGAGGACUACGAGCUCAAGUACACGACGACAAACAGGUUCGGAUACUGGGGUAACGGUUUCGCGGUCCGCGAGAGUGAUGGAAGGGAUUUGUCUUGGUAUUUGGGUCUCCUCGAUGGCGUCGACGAACAGCCUGCGCUACCUGACGAAGAUUUUGAAGAUUUCAUCAUGAAUAAAUAG
Molecule: messenger RNA, 1728 nt
Organism: Colletotrichum truncatum
Lineage: Eukaryota; Fungi; Ascomycota; Sordariomycetes; Glomerellales; Glomerellaceae
Product: flavin-binding monooxygenase
Molecular function (GO): N,N-dimethylaniline monooxygenase activity; flavin adenine dinucleotide binding; NADP binding
Source: RefSeq, a predicted model, not a curated record